Drosophila rhopaloa is the source of this 3147-nucleotide messenger RNA. RefSeq names its product E3 ubiquitin-protein ligase RNF13 (gene gzl). The transcript has 8 exons. Gene Ontology annotation, cellular component: cytoplasm; nucleoplasm. Bases 473 to 2146 code for a protein of 557 amino acids. The record is from RefSeq and is a predicted model, not a curated record. NCBI's taxonomy places the organism in Eukaryota, Metazoa, Arthropoda, Insecta, Diptera, Drosophilidae.
GUGUGUGUGUGGGCGCUCUACGGAUGUAAAUUCUAAUACCCGAUAAUUAGCAAAGUCGAGCCAAAGUGUCCCUUAUUGCAACUGUCAUGCUCUGGCCGAAGCUAAGGCGCCUUCCCCGUUGAAAUUGAACCACGAGCCAAGGAGUCCUACGUCUACGAGCAGGAGCAAAACAAAGUAAAACGCAAUUCCACUGCGAUGGCGACGAGUGAAGGGGCGAGCGAGUGUUGAAAAAAUCGGAUUUUAUAUAGGAACUGGCCAAAAGUCGGCAUAAACAGUCAGUCAAAAGCACGGAAAACCAUAAUCAAACCCAAAUCCAAAGGCACAGAAUCGCUGGCGGUUACACACAGAUGAGACAUGCAAAUAGUGCGGAUGGUAAAAACGAAUCGCAGCAGCAGUGGACAUAGCGGACUAGAGCAAUAACAGUAUAGGCGAAGACCCGAUCGUCUCUAGAAUUAGUGUCCUGGGUGACAGAAUGAGGAGUGGUCACAUACUCGCCCUGCUGGGUUUCUGCCUGGUCUGUCAUGAGGCGACAGUGGUCGGGGGUCAUGUGCUGGUAUAUCGAAAAACCACGAGCCAGUUAAUUGAGGAAUUUAAUGAUCUGCCAGCACAAUUCGGAUCCGAACUGCCUUCAAAUGGUCUUAAAGUCUAUGUAGUUCCCGCCAGGCGCCCUUACUACGGUUGUGAUGGUCUGGACAGACCCCCGCACUUGAAUUACCCACCCACAGCCAAAUUUGUGGCACUAGUAUCGCGCGGUGGCAAAUGCACAUUUGAGCGGAAGGUACGAGUGGCCCAGAAUGCAAGCUAUUCUGCUGUGAUUGUUUACAAUAACGAAGGCGAUGAUUUGGAGCAAAUGUCCGCCGACAAUUCUUCGGGCAUAUUCAUACCAUCGGUUUUUGUUGGCCACACGUCGGGAAAAGCCCUGGCCACUUAUAACACACCCGAGGUGGUGCUAAUCAUUAACGAUGAGCUGCCCUUCAACAUCAAUACCCAGCUGAUAUUGCCCUUCUCCAUACUGAUUGGCCUAUGCUUCAUUAUCAUGGUUAUCUAUAUGAUCUACAAGUGCAUCCGCGAGCACCGCCGCCAGCGUCGCCAUCGACUGCCAAAGAGCAUGCUGAAGAAGUUGCCAGUGCUCCGAUACACCAAGAAUAAUGCGAACAACAAAUAUGACACUUGCGUGAUUUGUCUGGAGGACUUCAUUGAGGACGAUAAGCUACGUGUGCUGCCCUGCUCUCAUCCUUAUCACACACACUGCAUCGAUCCCUGGCUUACCGAAAACCGGCGUGUCUGUCCCAUCUGCAAGCGCAAGGUUUUUACGAAGCGCGAAGCGCGUGCAAGUCGGAGUCGACAGCCUUCUUUGGAUAAUGUCACCGAUACAGAUGAUGAUACCACGCCGCUGCUGCAGCAGCAGCAGUCCAACGGUAGACAGACGUCCCAGGUGAACUCCGCCUCCUCGGCUACUGGAGUAGCUGCCGGGAGCAGCUCGAGUGUUGCUGCGGCGGCUGUCGCCGGAACUACACGGCACGGUACCUUUCGACGUGGAGAUGGUGGUCAAAAUCCCUUUGAGGAGUCGCAGAGCUCUGACGAUGAGAACGGUACGUCUGCUGCCGAAAUUGAUUCCCUGUCUGUUGAAAUUGCUAAUCGCCUUGCUUGGGCAGCCCUGCUGGACUAUGCUGUACGUCCGGCCACGUCUUCUGGAGCACAAGAACGCAUCAAUCCCUUCGAUCGUGCUCCUAAUCUGCCGGCCCACCUAGCCGAACAGUUAACUGAAGUUCGACCCUCGGUCUGGUCGCGCAUCAAUUUUUUCUCGUUCUUACGCCGCCAACCGACUGCGAUUAGUGUGGCGGCGCCACCAUUUCUGGAGCACGUUGAGUCCGGUACCAGUGUCAUAGGACUGCCGGCAACGGGGACAAUUGCUGUAGCCACGCCCGCAUCGAACAACAUCCUAAAUCCGAAUUUAAGCGGCUCCUUCAAGGACGACGAAGAUAUGCCACCGCAUCGCUCGAUCUACGAACCGAUAGCAAUCAGUACGCCUGCGGCAGACUCGGCAGCCGUCGACGAAUCGGCGUUCCUGCAAACGCCCACGCAGGGAGGCAUAGGCGUGGCUGCCCUGCCGCACAGCGCCUCCGAUCGCCAGUUUCUCAUAUGAGGCGAGUUAGUUCGCCCAGAGUCCUUUGCCUGGAGGUUGUCGGUGAUCGCCGACUCCCGAACCACAAACCCGGUUCCGAGUUUUUUAUUGGGGUUUGCGAUCAAUGCUGUGGCUGCCAGCUGCUUUGUUUUAAACAAUUAACAAAUGUUUAUUAUUAAUAUUAAUAAAUAUGUAGCCGAACCUUGUGUUGGACUGUGCGCUGUCCAACUUCCAGGACACCCACCCACAAACACCCACACAGACACAAAACACUCGUCAUUUAUAUGCGUAUACAAAUUGUGAUUUAUUUUAUAUACAUUUUACAAUUAACCCGAUUGGCAUAUUAGAUACCGCCUCGCUGCAAACUCUCAACCAAAAAUUUAAACAAUAUAUGGAAAACGAAGAAUACCAACUUACCUAUCAAUUAAGAUUUAUUUGUUUACCUGAUUCGCAUUAAUCAUUGGUUCUGUUUUUUCAAAUCAAGCAACACUCAGACACACCUAUUAAACUGAUUCACUAAAAUAGUCAUGUUUUAUUCAAUAAGUGGUUGUUUUAUUUCGAUGUUUUUGAGAACUGUUUUCCAACAAAAUCACAAUGAAAUUAGUUAAAACGCAUGAUUAUGUGGAAUUGGCCCGUAUAUUGUACAUUAUUCUCGAUUUAACUAAUUUUAAGUUUACUAUAUAGAAUAUAAAACUAAAUCUAAUGAUGUAAUAGAUUUUCAAACCCUUUUUUAAAAAAGGAAAACCUUUUUUUUCCAAAUAUGAUCAAAUUAUAUUUCAAGUCAAAGUCGUUGCCACACUCCACUUAAAGUAGAAAUCUUAGGCGCUAGUUUGUGAUUAUUUUCCCAAAAAAAAAAUACAUGCAACCAAUAAAAGCUGUUCACAACAAAACGAAAUCAAUUAGGGCAUAGAUGCAGAUAUAUAUUUAAAAAAGCUGUGGCAGUGUAAUCUAAAUUUAAUUUACAUUCAACCAAAUAAACGUAAUGGAUAUAAAAUAAUAAAUUGCUUUUUCUUACAAAAUAA